Colletotrichum acutatum is the source of this 505-nucleotide messenger RNA. RefSeq lists its product as uncharacterized. Bases 105 to 368 code for a protein of 87 amino acids. The transcript has 2 exons. Lineage: Eukaryota; Fungi; Ascomycota; Sordariomycetes; Glomerellales; Glomerellaceae. The record is from RefSeq and is a predicted model, not a curated record.
UGGGGUCGGGUCGGCGGGAAAUCGAUUUCUCAGAAAAUGUCUAGCGAGUGUGGGCGGCGGGUGUGGAAGGCAAGCCCUCCGCUAGUCCGGAUUAGGCAGAGUGCAUGCGGCAGAAACCUCUGCACUCUCUGCAGGAGCGGGCGGUGAGCCAGGGCCCCUUCCCAUACCGACAAUUUCCAACGGGAGAUUGUGCGUCCGAUUUUCCGGGGCCAGACCCCCAGGGCCCACUGAUCGGUCUGCUUCCCAGCUCAGGGCCGGAGUCGGAUGUCACUAGACGUAAACAAACGAACAAGCAGCACGUAACUCCCUCUCUUGCUAAUCCCCAACCAUCUCUGUUCCAUCAAUGUAGUUCUACUGAGUACUCGUAAGACUGCCUACCUAUUAUGGGCAAACAGCGCUGGCGGUGGUCGCAUUUCGUCAUGCGCAUGGGCCACGUGCUGAUAAGAUAAAGCUUCGGAACAUGCUAGACCUCACCGAAAGUGCGAGAAUGUACUUGUGAAAUCUU